Messenger RNA from Kogia breviceps (pygmy sperm whale), 1689 nucleotides. It is a transcript of the gene PEAK3, whose product is annotated as PEAK family member 3. Gene Ontology annotation, molecular function: protein kinase activity. The record is from RefSeq and is a predicted model, not a curated record. NCBI's taxonomy places the organism in Eukaryota, Metazoa, Chordata, Mammalia, Artiodactyla, Physeteridae. Gene Ontology annotation, biological process: protein phosphorylation.
AUGUACACAUCCCUGUGGUCAGCCCCUCCGCACUGGUCAGGUAGGAGCUGCUGCUCUCCCGAGGGGCUGGAGCGCCCGUAUCCCAACUCGGGCCCAGAUGCGAGGCAGCUCGGGCUCCCUGACGCCCAGCAGCACUCUCAGAACACCUUCGGGGUGGCCGGCUGGCCACACGCGCACGGAGGAAGGACAGGGGGGGUCAAUGCCCCGACCUGGCUGACCCAGCCCACGUACAGCAACCUUGGCGAGGUCCGUGCCCGCCUGCUGCCCUCCAAGGGCUGCUGCUCUCGGACAUCUAAGCGCCCUACUACUGACCCGCAGCCCCUGCCCAAGAAGACCCUGACCAGGGCCCAGUCGCUGCCCACCCACAAGUCCCCCAGCCCCGGCCCCACUCGAGCUGCAGGGAAGCCUCAGAAGCCCCUUCUGGGAUCCCGCAGUGUGCACGAGAGCCAGGCAGGCGACGACAGGGCGGGGCCAGCCUGUCCCCCUGCAGAGCUACCCUUCUGCUCGCUGGACAAGGAACUGGGCCUCUCCCUCCGCGCGCUGGAGGCCCGGCAGCUGGAGGGCCUUCGCGCCGUGUACGCCCGGCUGCACGCCCGGCUCCCGGGGGGCCUCCCGGGCCUCUGCCGCCUCGGCCACCGCUUCCGCCUCCUGGACAGCUCGCCCUGCGUGGAGAGCUGGGACGCCCUCUACUACCGCCUGGUGCGGAGGGACAAGGAGGAGUGGCACCUCCUGGCUGCCAAGGUGCCCAAGCCAGGAGCUGACGAGCCCUACACGUGUGGCCUAGGGCCGCAGGCCGCGCUGGCUCCGCAUUUCAACCUCCAGGAGCUGUGUGGUCUGGCGCCCGAGGGCGCACUUCCCGAGACGCCCUGGAGCAGCCCCGUGGCGCUGGCGGCGGAGGUGCCGGAGCUCACGGUGGUCCAGUGACUUGUGGAGACAGGCGCGCAGCCGCCCGAGGAGUUCGAGGCCGUGGCCCUGCUGCUUCUGCCACUCCGGGAGCGCCCGGAGGCCCUGCUGCUGGCGGCACCGCGGGGCUGCUCAGCCGCCAGGCCCCGGCGCCUGCUGCUGGCGGACUUUGGCCGCGUGCCCCCUCGACCCCCCGGCCGCCCACGCGCGGCAGCUGGGCCGCCCACUCAGAGCUGCUUGGCCCCGGGCGCGCCCUUGGCCACGUCCUUGGCCGUGGGCCUGGAGCACCUGGCGGCCCAGCUGGCCCGCGCGCAGCCCUCGGCGGCCGGGACGCGCGGCUUGCUGCAGGUGCUGCUCUGGGGGUCCGGGCCCAAGCUGCGCGGCUGCGGAGCCCCGCUGGGGUCCUGGCUGCGGACGCGCCGCGCGUUGCUGGUCCUGCACCUAGCCGAGUGGGCCGUGGUGGGUGGGGAGGUGCCCAGCCUGAAAGACUGGCUGUGCUGUGAAUACCUGGCCGAGGCCACCGAGGACUCCUUGUACCCUCGCCCUGGAGCUGCUGUGGAACUGAUCCUUCCCUGUGCAGAACCGCUCCCACCGCCUUCCAGCAGAAGCCAGGAUGCCCUUCUCAUGCUGGGGUCUGAUGGCCACUGUCUCCAAGACAGUGUGGACACUCCUCCGGACGGUGGCAUCAGAGGCAUUCCAGGCCCUGGAACACCCCCUUGUGCUGUGAACGACCUCGUCAAGAACUGCUUGGGGCCUCCCGGGGGAGGGAGGAUCCCUGGAACCUGA